Maylandia zebra (zebra mbuna) is the source of this 2860-nucleotide messenger RNA. NCBI's taxonomy places the organism in Eukaryota, Metazoa, Chordata, Actinopteri, Cichliformes, Cichlidae. The record is from RefSeq and is a predicted model, not a curated record.
AGUGAGUGACAAAUCCACUUCAUUCCUCCAACAGACACCAAGUGUUGAGACCCUGUCCCAACCUCCUACAGACCAAGAAGUGAGUGACAAAUCCACUUCAUUCCUCCAACAGACACCAAGUGUUGAGACCCUGUCCCAACCUCCUACAGACCAAGAAGCCAGACAAAAAUCUCGAGUUCUCACCUUUCACCAGACAGCUACCUCAGAGCAGAUCUCUACUGAUGAAUUCUCAGAUUGUACGGAUUAUGAAGAUAAAGACUAUUUCCCAGAUUCAUGUGGCAGUUCCUCUGACACAAGUCUCCAUAGUGUGGACAUGAAAAUCACAGAAUCUGUGGUUCCCCAAAAUACGUUAAAUGACAUGGCAUUGGAGACGGCUUCAGGACACAGUGGGAAGAUCACCAGUUCAGAGAAACCUACAACAUUUAAUUUGUCACUGAGAAGUAGCAGUCACAGUACUUCGGUAACAAGCCGCAGUUUUGAUUCAUCAGGGGUCACAUCACCUAAAAACAGCUCCAUAAAAGUCCUACCUUUGCCAAACACGGAAAGACAAAGCAAGUACAACAAGAAGCAAUACUGUCUAUAUUGUAAAAAGGCCAUUGCUAAAUUGGCAAGACACCUUGAAUCUGCCCACGGUAAUGUGCCGGAAGUUGCAAGCGCCUUCAGUUAUGAUAAAAGAUCCUGCAAAAGAAGAGAUUUGUUGCGCUCUAUUAAGAAGAGGGGAAACUUUAACCAUAAUGCUACUGUGGCAACUUCUGGUGCUGGAGAAAUGGUUGCUUGUCGAAGACCCACUACUGCAACAGGAUCUGAGGACUACCGUCAUUGUAAAUUUUGUCAAGGACUAUAUGCAAGAAAUUGCCUUUGGAGGCAUGUGAGAAGGUGCCCUCAGAGGUUUAAUGAGGAAGCUCCCUCUGGGCAAAGACGGAUGCAUCUGCAAUUACCGAAACCUGAUCAAGUUCAUGAAGCUGUAUGGAAGAUUGCUUGUGAAAUGAAUCAGGAUGACAUUUCCUUUGUAGUAACGAGUGAAAGAGACAUUCUUAGCCUUGGUGAGUCACUGUACAAUGGCAGAAAACCAAAUGAGAAAAGGAAUGAUUACAUACGCCAAAAAAUGAGAGAGAUCGCAAGGUUAUUGAUAACCGCCAGAGCUAUGACACCUUUGAAGAGCACAGAAGACCUUGUUAUGCCUACUAACUUUCCCCAUGUCAUACAAGCAGUCAGAGCUGUUGCUGGUUAUGAGCAGGAGAGCAACUCAUAUAAAACCCCAUCCUUGGCUUUGAAAUUGGGACACAGUUUGGCUAAAGUUGCAAGCAUUGUGCAGUGUAAAGCCAUCAUUGCAAAUCGCUAUGAUGUUGCAGAGUCAGCCAAGCAGUUUGCCACUCUGUAUGAAAAAAAGUGGUCAGAGUCCAUUUCAGCUGCUGCAUUGGGCACACUUCAACAAGCCAAAUGGAAUAAACCACAGAUUUUGCCAUUUACACAGGAUGUGUCACUGCUGCAUACGUUUCUUGCUACCAAGUCCGCAAUGUACAUGAAGGACCUUGAGGAAAAACCCAACAGCACAACCUUCGGAAAUCUUGCUCAAGUGACUUUGACGCAGGUAGUGCUAUUUAACAGAAAAAGGCAAGGAGAAGUUUCAAAAAUGGAGCUCCAGGUUUUUACAUCCCGGAAUCGCACAGAGUUGAAUCCUGACAUUAUGAUCGGCCUAACUGAGUUUGAAAGGAAACUUGCAAAGCACUUUGACAGAGUUGAGAUUCGUGGUAAAAGAUCAAGAAUGGUACCUGUGCUUCUCACACCUGACAUGAUCACUGCAAUGGAGCUCCUCGCAAAAGCCAGAAGUGAGUGUCAAGUCCACACAGAGAAUGUGUACUUGUUUGCACGCCCAGGUGUCCUUUCCCAUUACAGAGGCUCUGACUGCUUUCGCAAGUAUGCAAAUAAAUGUGGUGCAAAGUACCCAGAGGCCCUUACCUCAACAAGAUUGCGGAAACAAGUUGCCACUUUGUCCACAGUACUAAAUCUAAAAGAAAAUGAAAUGGAUCAACUUGCCACCUUUCUCGGACACGACAUCCGUGUCCAUCGAGAAUUCUACCGGCUUCCAGAGAGUACCCUGCAGCUUGCAAAAGUCAGCAAACUGUUGAUUGCAAUGGAGAAAGGAAAACUGUCUGACCUGCAGGGGAAAGGGCUGGAUGACAUCGUGAUCAAUCCUGAUGAUGAAGCAGUUACAAGUGAUGAUGAUUCCAGUGGAGAAACCAUCACUGACCCUCAACAACACAAAGGCUCAAGGACCAAGAAUUCUGGGAACCAAAGCCACACACUUUACUCAGCUUCCCUGGACAAUAUGGAGGGCGCUUCUGCCUCAACCACCCUGGACAAUAUGGAGGGCGCUUCUGCCUCAACCACCCUGGACAAUAUAGAGGGCGCUUCUGCCUCAACCACCCUGGACAAUAUGGAGGGCGCAUCUGCCUCAACCACCCUGGACAACAUGGAGGGCGCAUCUGCCUCAACCACCCUGGACAACAUGGAGGGCGCUUCUGCCUCAACCACCCUGGACAAUAUGGAGAGCGCUUCUGCCUCAACCACCCUGGACAGCAAAAACAUCAGCAACACUGCACCAGGAAAGGGUAAAGAUGGGCAGAGUGUCACAGAAGAGAAGGAAGGAAGCGAGGAGGAGGAGAAGGAGGGGAAGGGAAGGGAAGAGGGGGGUAUGCACUAUGCAAAGCAGGGCCUCAGUAGCCAAAGUCGGCAGGCUGAGAUGAGACGGCGGGUGACAUCGGGUGGGCCGGUGUCACCGCCUAUCUCCGCAACUCCGGUUCAUCGGCUGAGGCUCAUCGCUAGGAUGAGUGAGAAGAAGCUGGGAGCAGGAAAAUAG